This is a messenger RNA of Syzygium oleosum, 814 nucleotides long. RefSeq names its product major allergen Pru ar 1-like. The coding region runs from base 101 to 583 and encodes 160 amino acids. Gene Ontology annotation, molecular function: protein phosphatase inhibitor activity; signaling receptor activity; abscisic acid binding. NCBI's taxonomy places the organism in Eukaryota, Viridiplantae, Streptophyta, Magnoliopsida, Myrtales, Myrtaceae. Gene Ontology annotation, biological process: defense response; abscisic acid-activated signaling pathway. The record is from RefSeq and is a predicted model, not a curated record. The transcript is spliced from 2 exons. Gene Ontology annotation, cellular component: cytoplasm; nucleus.
GAAACUCAAGUUCUUGCACUAGUAAGAAGCACUCGCACAUAUUUCUUCACAUUCUAUCCAAACUCUAGUUCAAAUCUCUUUCCUCUCCCAAGACAAAAACAUGGGUGUCGCCACAUAUGCCCAAGAAUUCACCACCCCCAUUGCUCCAUCGAGAAUGUUCGAGGCUUUGAUUCUUGAUUCGCACAACCUAAUUCCCAAGAUUGCCCCUCAGGGUAUCAAGAGCAUCGAGUUCGUCGAAGGAGAUGGAGGAGCCGGAAGCAUCAAGGUCACCAACUUCGCCGAAGGUGGUCACUUGAAGUUCUUGAAGCACAGAAUUGACGCUCUUGACACCGAGAACUUGGUCUGCAAGUACACUCUGAUCGAAGGUGACGUGGUCUUCAACAAGAUCGAAUCGGUUGCCUACGAGGUUAAAUUCUUGGCUUCGAGCGACAGUGGAUGCGUAUGUAAGAUGACCAGUGAAUACCACACUAAGGGUGAUGUGGAGCUCAAGGAAGAAGAUAUCAAACAAGGCAAAGAAAAGGCUAUGGGACUCUACAAAGUUGUUGAAGAGUACCUGUUGGCGAAUCCCGAUGUCUAUGCUUAAAUAGCAACUUCUUGUGCCGUUUCCGUCAUGCGUCAUUUUGCCCUAAUUUCCCUUAUCUGUCACUAUAAGGGAUGUGCAAGUGUGAUCUAUUGUAAUUUUGAGUGCGAUUGAACUGUAAUUUUGGGUGUGAUUGAAUAAAUUUCCAUUGAAAUGGUUGAUGUUCUAUGAGUAAAUUGAUCUGAUAUCGGAUCAAAGUGAAUAGUGAACAGUGACUCUUCACGUUUUAACUUU